UUCUAGUUUGAUUUAAACUAAACUUAGGCCACUUAAAUAUAGCUACUCCUUAACCACACAUUCUGUGUUGCCAUGCAUACAUAGACAAACAACACCACACACAAAAUAUGUAUCUUCAAAGCUAUCCACACACUUGGGUACCUACUACCCUUUGAACAUUCCUAAAUAUAUAAGUUGCAUGGCAAAACAUCAUUUCUUGCCUUGGCAGCGCUUCCUUUUGAGAGAAAAUGGCCAAUGAUGAUAUCAAAUAUGAAGAGGAAUAUGUUUUGAAUGCACGAGGAAUGAAGCUCUUUACAUGCCAGUGGAGACCUUCAAACUAUGAACCAAAAGCUCUAAUCUUCCUGUGCCAUGGAUAUGCCAUGGAAUGUAGCAUUUCAAUGAGAGGCACAGGCACAAGGUUGGCACAGGCUGGAUUUGCGGUGCAUGGAUUGGACUACGAGGGCCACGGGAAGUCUUCUGGACUUCAGGGCUAUAUCAGCAGUUUCAAUGAUAUUGUGAUUGAUUGCUCUAAGUACUUUGCAAGUGUUUGUGAGAAAGUAGGGUACAAGAACCAAAGGAGAUUCUUGCUCGGUGAAUCCAUGGGGGGAGCUAUUGUGCUUAUGCUUCAUAGGAAGGAACCUACUUAUUGGGAUGGGGCCAUUUUAGUUGCUCCAAUGUGCAAGAUUGCAGAAGACAUGAAGCCUCACCCAAUUGUGAUUUCAAUUUUAAGUAAGCUCAGUAGUGUGAUCCCUACAUGGAGAAUAAUUCCUAAUGAAGAUAUCAUUGAUAGGGCAAUUAAAAGUGAGGAAUGGCGUGAAGAGGUACGAAAUAAUCAUUAUUGCUACAAGGGAAGGCCUAGGCUAAAGACUGGUUAUGAACUUUUUAUGGCAAGCUUGGAUAUUGAAAGCAAUCUUGACAAGGUUACCCUACCAUUCAUCAUAGUCCAUGGUGGUGAUGAUGCCGUGACAGACCCGUCUGUAAGUGAGGCACUAUAUACACUAGCUGAGAGCAAGGAUAAGACACUGAAGCUCUUCCCAGGGAUGUGCCAUGCUUUGACUUCUGGUGAACCCAAGGAAAACAUUGAUGUUGUGUUUUCAGACAUCAUCAAAUGGCUGGAUGAGAGGGCAUCGAUUUCAUAGCAAGCUAGGUCCAAGUCCAACAAUGGCUUACAGUUACCAUAAGAUUAAUUCUUCAGUUAGACGAACAAACAAAAAAAAUUGUAAUUAUUAGCUGUUACGAAUAUAUAUACCUUUGAUAUUUGUUGUGGUGAGGGCUAUCUAAUUUGUAGUUACUUGGUUGGGUGUACGUAGUAUGUUGGAAGAUGUG
This is a messenger RNA of Phragmites australis (common reed), 1305 nucleotides long. Its product is annotated as caffeoylshikimate esterase-like. The transcript is spliced from 8 exons. Bases 228 to 1118 code for a protein of 296 amino acids. Gene Ontology annotation, cellular component: membrane. Lineage: Eukaryota; Viridiplantae; Streptophyta; Magnoliopsida; Poales; Poaceae. The record is from RefSeq and is a predicted model, not a curated record. Gene Ontology annotation, molecular function: lipase activity.